Molecule: messenger RNA, 1567 nt
Organism: Acanthopagrus latus (yellowfin seabream)
Lineage: Eukaryota; Metazoa; Chordata; Actinopteri; Spariformes; Sparidae
Gene: apodb
Product: apolipoprotein Db
Exons: 5
Coding region: 247-810 (187 amino acids)
Biological process (GO): brain development; tissue regeneration; lipid transport
Molecular function (GO): lipid binding
Source: RefSeq, a predicted model, not a curated record
UUUCAAAAUAAAAGCACGGCGGGACUUCUCGCAGCGUCUGCAUUGUCACAGCGUGAGAAUGUGCGCGUGAUGACAAUUUAGCUAAUGAGCUGCCUCGUGCUGACGUAACGUGAAGGUGAACACACGCUCGUGUGUUUUGUCCGGAGAGCUCGAGACACUUCUCACCACCACCACCGUCAUCCUCAGCAGCAGCAGCAGCAGCAGCAGCGUCAGACCUCCACCUGUCAGCUCCACACCUGAGGAGACAUGUCCUCCGUCAGCCUCCUCCUGCUCCUCCUCCUGCCGCUGCUCCCUCUGGUGUCAGCGCAGACGUAUCGCUGGGGUCCGUGUCCCACUCCUCAGGUGCAGCCGAACUUCAACCUCCAGCAGUAUCUCGGCCGGUGGUAUGAGAUCGCCAAGCUCCCCGCGUCCUUCGAGAGAGGAAAGUGCAUCGAGGCCAACUACGCUGUGAGGAAAGACGGCAGCAUUCAGGUGCUCAACUCUCAGUUCUAUAAAGACAAGGUGAGGACAGCAGAGGGGACAGCGGUGAUUCACGACCCGAGAGAAGCCGCCAAACUCGGAGUCAGCUUCUCGUAUUUUACUCCCUACGGCCCGUACUGGGUGCUGACCACCGACUACACCAGCCUGUCCGUCGUGUACUCUUGCACGGACAUCCUCCGCUUGUUCCACAUCGAGUUCGCCUGGAUCCUCGGCCGGUCUCGCUUCCUGCCUCCGGAGACCGUGAGUUACGCCAAGGAGCUGCUGAUGAACGAAGGGAUCGACCUGCUCAGGAUGAAGAACACGGAUCAGACGGGCUGCAAGGACAACUAGGGAUCCACGGAGACUCGUGAACCAGGCAUGGUCCAGUUCUCAAGUCUGAAGAUUUUUCACUGCUAGUUACAAGAGAGUGCAGUUUUUGACAAUAUAUCUAAAUCUUACAGUUGCUGCCUUAUAUUGUUUGAAUAAUUAUAAAGAUUUAAACACAAACACUUAUGUUUUUUGGUUCCCAUGCUUCACAAAACUGAAGUUAAAGAUCUUUUUCAGACCUUUUCUGUGCACAGAAACAUCAAAUUUCACUAAAAUUUUGAGCACAAAUUUGUUAAAAAUCUGUGUUACCGAGCACUUCGCCCAUCCCAAGAUAAUCCAUCUCCUUGACAGAUGAAACAGAAUGAUUAUUGCACAUUUGUCACAAUAAAAGUUUAAUUCAGCCCAUGAAAAAUAGGACCGAAAACCAAAAGUGUUUGUUGACCGUACAAUGAAUGCACUUAAGUCCAUCAUUUAUAUUUCAUCAUUUAAUUAAAAAGUUACCUCUUUUAAUCGAACAAACUUCAUAUUUGCAAUUAUUGGUUUAAUUUCCGUUAUUUUUCCAGCAGUGUCCUGCAGGUGUAACUGACAAACACUGAUUUAAUUCAGAGUGUGACAGAUACAACAACAUGUAAAGAUUCAGGGAGCGAAAUCUACGUUUGGUCAACUUUUCAGGAAGUGAAAUCAUUGUAUUCAUCGUUUAUCACUGUGUUGAUUUUUGUUAGAAAGUGUAAACAAGCCUGAGAAUGAGUUCUAUGUGUAUUAAAGCUGUAUUCAUUAAUCA